CAUGUGUUCGGUUUCCAUCUAGGAGAAAUGUUUGCAUUUUGAUUUGACCUAUUUUCGUCUUCAUCUUUCCAGAACCAUGGCAGACACGACAUCCAGCGACCUGGACUCGCUCCCCGACCGCAUCGCGGAAACCUUCACCGGUAUGAAGGUCCUCGUGACCGGAGGAACUGGCUUCAUGGGGAAAGUGCUGGUGGAGAAACUCCUCAGAAAAUGUCCAGACAUCGGCCAAAUUCUACUUCUAGUCAGAUCGAAGAAGGGGAAGAACCCAAAACAGAGGCUGGAAGAGAUCUUCAGUGGAGCGCUCUUCGAGAAACUCCGCGGCUUACGUGGCGGGAUCGAGCCUCUCCUGGAGAAGGUCACCAUCGUGUCCGGUGACGUCUCCGAGGCCGACCUCGCAAUGUCUGAGGAGGACAGACAGAUGAUCAUCAACGAUGUGCACAUCAUCAUACAUGCGGCUGCUACUAUCAGGUUCGACGAAGAGCUGAAAAAGGCUGUUCUGCUGAACGUGAGAGGCACCAAACUGAUGGUGGAGCUGGGCAAGGCUUGCAAGAACUUGAAGGUAUUCAUCCACAUCUCGACUUCCUACUGCCACCUUCACGAGAAGCUUUUAGAAGAGAAGGCAUAUCCUCCACCUGCAGACCCUCACCAGAUCAUCCAGGCUGUGGAGUGGAUGGACGAGGAAACCAUCGCCACGCUGACUCCGAAAUUACUGAACAAGCUCCCCAACUCCUACGCUUUCACGAAGGCACUUGGUGAAGCCUUGGUGGUGGAGGCCAUGGAACACAUGCCCGCUAUGGUACUGCGACCCUCGAUUGUGAUCCCUAUCUGGCAGGAGCCUGUUCCUGGAUGGACGGACAACAUCAACGGACCCACAGGACUGUUAAUUGGCAGUGACACCAAGUCCAACAUCAUCAACUUCACAUCAUCAGCUGAGAUCAAGGUCACGUGGUCUGAGAUGAUCGACGCCGGUAGAGAGAUCAUCAUGAACAGAGUCCCUCUUAACGGAGUUGUUUGGUACCCUGGCGGUUCGAUGAAGCACUCGCGACUGUAUCACAACAUCUGUGUUUUCUUCUUCCACUGGAUCCCCGCCUUUAUUAUCGACACUCUUCUCUUCUGCCUAGGAUAUAAGCCUGUGCUAGUCCGCGUCCAAAAGCGUAUCACUAAAGGUUUCGAAGUAUUUGAGUACUACACCAACAACCAAUGGGACUUCAAGUCUGACAUCGCUCAGACAGUCAGACAGACUCUCAACCCAAGAGAGAGAAGAGACUAUAAGGUCGAUGCAGUUGGCCUGGACAUCUCCAAAUACUUCGAGGACUGCAUCAGAGCGGCUCGAGUGUUCAUUCUCAAGGAGUACGAUGACACGUUACCGGCUGCACGGAGACAUAUGAAAGUUAUGUACUGGGUAGACGUGAUCGUCCGCUGUCUCUUCUGGGGGCUCAUCUUAUACUGGUUGAGCGGCUUCAUGUCUACAUCCACAACCGUUCUCGCGGAUUCUAAUGAAUCUCCAACCGUCAUUGCUAUGGAUGCCUAG
Messenger RNA from Trichoplusia ni (cabbage looper), 1531 nucleotides. RefSeq names its product putative fatty acyl-CoA reductase CG5065. Lineage: Eukaryota; Metazoa; Arthropoda; Insecta; Lepidoptera; Noctuidae. The transcript has 13 exons. Gene Ontology annotation, cellular component: peroxisome. The record is from RefSeq and is a predicted model, not a curated record. The coding region runs from base 77 to 1531 and encodes 484 amino acids. Gene Ontology annotation, biological process: long-chain fatty-acyl-CoA metabolic process. Gene Ontology annotation, molecular function: alcohol-forming very long-chain fatty acyl-CoA reductase (NADP+) activity.